AUGUUCACGUUCAUCACACUCCUCUCAGUCGCAUUGGCGAUUGAAGUCAACUUGAUGAUGCCACUUGACACUGUUAACUCCAAUGGUGUCAACAACCAGGGACAACUUCAAAACGAUCUCAACAAGAUCAAGUCAGCGGGUGUUGCCGGUGUCAUGUCUGAUGUCUGGUGGGGACUUGUAGAGACUUCGCCAAAAACUUACAAUUGGAAUGCCUACAAGACCUUAGUCUCUAUGGUGAAGAACGCUGGUCUUAAGUUCCAAGCAGUGAUGUCGUUCCACAAGUGUGGUGGUAAUGUUGGAGACUCUGUGACUAUUGAGAUUCCACAAUGGGUCAGAAACGCUGGCGCUUCCAAUGACGCCUUCUUCAAAGACGCCGAAAACAACGUCGCUAACGAGUACAUUUCAUUUGCUUAUGAUGACCAGAGCAUCUUCGAAGGAAGAACCCCAAUUGAAAUCUACAAGGACUUCAUGGCGUCUUUCAAACAGAACUUCCAGAGUUACAUCGACGAUGGAACACUCAAUGAGAUCCAAGUUGGUAUGGGACCAUGUGGUGAGACAAGAUACCCAUCAUAUCCACUCUCAAGAUGGAGUUACUGCGGUAUUGGAGAGUUCCAGUGCAGCGACAGCAAGUCACAGGAGAACUUGAAGAACGCAGCAAACAAUGCUGGACACUCCGAGUGGGGACACAACCCAACUAAUGCGGGUCAGUACAACUACAAGCCACCAACAUCAACUGGUUUCUUUGGAAAUGGAAACGACAACUACCAGAGCGAAUACGGAAAGUUCUUCCAACAAUGGUACUUCGACCUCUUGUUGAGCCACACCGACAAAGUGUUGUCUGCAGCAAGAAGUGUCUUUGGCGACAACUUGGCACUUGCUGGGAAAAUCAGUGGAGUUCAUUGGUGGUGGACUGACAACAGCCACGCAGCUGAGAUGACAGCGGGCUAUUACAACUCUAAUGGAAAUGACGCUUACAAAACACUGUCAAAUACCUUCAAGAAGAAUAACAUCAGAUUCGACUUCACUUGCCUCGAGAUGUCGGGCACAGACUCUAAUUGUGGCAGUCAGCCAGCUAAUCUUGUCGACCAAGCUUUGAAUGCUGCUUCUUCAGUUGGAAUUGGGAAGUGUGGAGAGAACGCACUUGAGUUGUGUGGGUAUGGCGGAUGCAACACUAAUGGAUUCAACCAAAUUGUCAAUAAGGCCAAACAGCACAACCUCAAUGCCUUCACUUACCUUAGAAUGACAAGAGGUCUUCUUGAUGAUGGAACUGCCUGGGGACAAUUCUGCAACUUUGUCAAUUCAAUGAGAUAA
This is a messenger RNA of Entamoeba invadens IP1, 1311 nucleotides long. RefSeq names its product beta-amylase, putative. Bases 1 to 1311 code for a protein of 436 amino acids. Lineage: Eukaryota; Evosea; Mastigamoebida; Endamoebidae. The transcript has a single exon. Gene Ontology annotation, biological process: polysaccharide catabolic process. Gene Ontology annotation, molecular function: beta-amylase activity. The record is from RefSeq and is a predicted model, not a curated record.